UAAAAGCAAACUUGAUUCCAUGGGUCCGAAAAUGCAAUUACGAACACUUUUGAUACUUGUUACGAAACUGAACUCUCUGCUUCGCAUUGAAUGUAAUGCAAUAGGAACUCUGUAAAGUCCAUGAACCCUAAUUAUUCCUCCCUCCAAAUUUCUUAAUUUCUUCAUAUAUGGCUUCUUCCUGCAAAUUCUUCUCCAGGGCAACGACUUUUUCCUCCUCUUCUUUUAAAUCCUCAGCUAAAUCCAAACCUAAGCCAUUAUCACCAUCAAUCCUUGAUUCUUCAUCACCACUUAGAGUCUCUUUAUCAAGCAGGCUUCCUUCGACUUCUUCUUGCGGCCAUUUCUCGAUCUCAAGGGCCGCCUUUUGUUCAAAACAGAAAAGAUAUUUGAUUGUUCAAAAGUCACUAAACAGUUCCUGUGCUUCUACGGGAAUUCAUAAUUCACGUGAACCACAAGAAGUCAGUCUGACUAUCAAAGGAGAAAGAGAUGAUAAAUUCCUCAUUGAUUGCGGUCCAGACAAUGAAUGUGUUCUCGGAGGCAUUGUUGCUCUGGGGAAGUUUGACGCCCUUCACAUUGGUCAUCGAGAGCUUGCAAUACAAGCAUCAAAGGCAGGAUUCCCUUUCCUUUUAUCAUUUGUGGGAAUGGCAGAAGUGCUUGGCUGGGAGCAAAGAGCUCCUAUUGUUCCUAAAUGUGAUCGGAAUCGGGUUCUCUCACUUUGGGUCCCUUUAUGUGGCAAUAUGAUCCCACUUGAGUGCCGUGUUGAAUUCUCUACUGUAAGACAUCUCACUCCACGCCAAUUUGUUGAAAGGCUCUCCAAGGAACUUGGCGUGAGUGGGGUUGUGGCAGGUGAGAAUUAUCGGUUUGGUUAUAAGGCUGCUGGUGAUGCAUCUGACUUGGUACGUUUGUGCAAGGAGUAUGGUAUGGAUGCCUAUAUUGUGAAAUCAGUUAUGGAUAAAUCAGACUGCUCCAAUGGAGGAGGCAUCGGCCAUAAUUCUAGAGAGAGAGGGCAGGUAUCUUCUACACGAGUGAGGUAUUGUCUCGCUGCUGGUGAUAUCCAACAUGUUUCUGAGCUCCUUGGACGGAAGCACCGCCUCAUAUUGGCAAUACCCCCAGGAUGUGUAUCCAAAGGAAAUAGAAUAUCAGUAUCCAAAUCAUGUAUGCUAAACCAGCCUCCAAAGGAUGGGUUGUACACACAAUGUGCCAUUUUUGUCAAUGAAUAUGUGGGAUAUGGGGAUGCAAUCAUUGAUUCUAUGCAUAUCCACUUAACGUUGCAUGAUGUUGGCAGCACAGUUUAUAGCACAUUUCAAGGGGGUCAAUUGGUUGGAGUUGAGUUUGGUAGUUCAGGUAAAGAUGUGGAUUAAAAUCUGAUUGAAUGAUGAAAUGGAUAUAGAAGCCAUGGCCUGGGUGGCCAUGGUUGUGCUCUUGCACCUGCAUGCUCUUGUUUCUGAGUUUUGAUGUGAUCUGGUGCAUUGGCCCUGGAUGUGGCAGCUUAACUGAAAUCCAUUCACCAAUUAAGCGUCUUCAUGUGGGAGGCAACUAAUUUGGUCAAACCAUUCAAAGAAUUACCGAAUUGGCUGUGAUUCUUUUUGGGAAAUUUGGGGAAUAAGGGCUGGCCAAGAACACAAUGACAAGGAUGUGCCUUAGCUCAAUCAAGCCUUGGAGCCAGCAAGUGUUGGUAUGUAUUUAAUGGAUACAAAUAUUAUAGACAUAUUUUUUGAAA
Molecule: messenger RNA, 1717 nt
Organism: Amborella trichopoda
Lineage: Eukaryota; Viridiplantae; Streptophyta; Magnoliopsida; Amborellales; Amborellaceae
Product: FAD synthetase, chloroplastic
Biological process (GO): riboflavin biosynthetic process
Molecular function (GO): FMN adenylyltransferase activity
Source: RefSeq, a predicted model, not a curated record